Molecule: messenger RNA, 5297 nt
Organism: Medioppia subpectinata
Lineage: Eukaryota; Metazoa; Arthropoda; Arachnida; Sarcoptiformes; Oppiidae
Source: the annotation of a GenBank genome assembly
GAAUUGUGAGUCAACUCUGACUCGAGUCUCACUUUUGUGUGAAAAAUAUAUAAACAAAGCGUUAAAAUGGAUGAAGACUUGUCGGCAUUGGAUCCACAGUCCGGCCACAGACAUGUCUUCGGCUGCCAAUCGGUGGACACCCAUCACGUGCCACAACUGCCACAACACGUGAGCACUCGUACGGCAGUGACGGACAGCACAGACACGAACCCCAGCCAUACGUCUCUUCACUUACAUCGGUAUCGAUCGCGCACUUCGUUUGGCAGACAAUUGUCGAACUCUGAGAUCUGCCGCCGAAGACGCGACAGUCUCUCAGCGCUCAACUACCAGAACCUGUCCAGCAGUGGGUCCGUCAUUAAUGUGGACCCGUCUUCAGGCGAGACAUCAAAUUUGGUCCGAUUUCGGUCAUCACUUAUGGGACAAUCGGCGCCAUCGCUAUCGCCUUCGAUGAAGGAAGCAAAUAACACAAGAAAAACACAUCGAUGCGCAACUCGUAAAAGUCUGAUUCCCGUUUCGCCAACACUUCCCAGAUCUCCAUUACCACAAAGCAGUCCAUUGGAGAGCCCCCGCAAUAUGUCGCCCUCCACUCACUUCGUGUUCGCCACUAAUAAGAAGAUUGAAGGCAGGCGUUGGUCCGUCGCCUCACUUCCCUCUUCGGGUUACGGCACGAAUACACCCAACAGUUCUAAUUCUCAGUGCUCUUCUCAAGAAAAGUUGCACCAAUUGUGCCAUUUGUCACACGAAGACUCAACUCACGCGUCUAUGGGCGGACACAUGCAUCACAUCCAUCACUGUUGCCAUCACGUCAGUCACAAUCUUCUGCAGCACUCGCAUCACAACAAGAUAUUAAGCUUAGAGACGGCUCAACACUUCAGUAGCAAUGAUAGUAAUCCGAGUUAUGACGAAGAAGUGAGAUGUUUGUCACCUAUGAUCCGACCGCGAUCUCGCAGUCUGAGUAGUCCCGUGCGGUCGCCCAGCGCUGACAGCGAACGCAUUUUGAUGAAUAACUUAUAUAAAGAGAGGUUUCCGAAAGCGACGCAACAGAUGGAGGAGAAGUUGUUUAAAUUCAUAAGCGAUCAGUUGAACAUCGAUGACAUCGAGUGUUGGGCCGCCUCCGACGCGGUGUUCCGUUUCGCUCACCACCAGGUGAUCGAAUUGGCCAAAGACUGUCUCCAGAAAUCCAAAGACAAACUCAUCACUUCUCACUACUUCUUUGAAAUCUCCGAGAAUUUGGAAAAACUUUUAGUUGAGUGUCGAGAAAAGUCACCGACAGCUGCCAAUCAUUUAUGUUCACUGAUCAAGAAGGUGAUGAUCAUAUUGUCCCGUCCCGCACGACUCUUGGAAUGUCUUGAGUUCGAUCCCGAAGAGUUCUAUCGACUCCUGGAAGCGGCUGAAGGACAGGCUAAGUCUACUCAAGGCAUCAAAGUGUCGGUCCCUCAGUAUAUAAUCAGUAAAUUGGGACUCAAUAGAGACCCGUUGGCAGACAUGUCGCCAAAUAUGGAAAGUUUAGACAUAAAAGAUGACAACGAAUUAAAUCCUCAAUCGGAUGGGAAGGCCGAAGAGAUGGCCAAACCUCCGUCCGAAGAGGACUACGAGACAAUCAAAUUGAUAAGCAAUGGCGCGUACGGAGCCGUACAUCUCGUUCGACACUUAGAGUCGAGGCAAAGGUUUGCGAUGAAGAAAAUCAAUAAACAGAAUCUACUCCUUCGGAAUCAAGUGGAACAGGUGUUCGCUGAGCGCGAUAUCAUGAGUUUCACAGACAACCCAUUCGUUGUCUCAAUGUUUUGCAGUUUCGAAACCAAACGCUACUUAUGUCUAGUGAUGGAGUACGUGGAGGGCGGCGACUGCGCCACUCUUCUCAAGAAUAUGGGCCCCUUUCCGCUCGAUUUGUCGCGACUAUACUUUGCCGAAACUGUAUUAGCGGUCGACUAUUUGCAUAGCUUUGGUAUUGUUCACAGAGACUUAAAGCCCGACAACCUAUUGAUCACAGCGUUGGGGCACAUAAAGCUCACGGACUUUGGUUUAUCCAAAAUGGGUUUAAUGAAUUUGGCCACCAGUCUGUCCGAGGGAUACCUCGACCGCGAGACCAAACAGUUCACCGAUAAGCAAGUGUUCGGAACGCCUGAAUAUUUGGCCCCAGAAGUGAUACUUAGACAGGGAUACGGACGGACUGUCGACUGGUGGUCGGCCGGUGUUAUACUUUACGAAUUUCUGAUCGGUUGUGUGCCGUUCUUCGGCGAAACACCCGAAGAACUCUUCGCUCACGUUAUUAAUGAUGAGAUUGAAUGGCCUGACGAACAGGACUGGCCAUUGAUUGAUGACUCCAAGGAUAUUAUAUCACAGCUCUUACAACACAACCCGAUCGAUAGAUUAGGCGCCGGCGGCGCUCAUGAAGUGAAAGAGCACUCAUUCUUUGAUGAUAUCAAUUGGGAGGCAUUGCUUCGACAAAAGGCAGAGUUUGUGCCGCAACUGGACGGCGAAGACGACACCAGUUAUUUCGAUACCCGCGCCGAUCGAUACAAUCACGACUGCGUGGACUCCGAAGACUUGGAGGACACGGACGACAGCUCUCUAUUCGGAAGCUUCUCGUCGUGUUCUCCGCGUUAUCGCAAAGUCUACUCCAGAAUUGAGAAAGAGUUAGAACAGGAGAAUAGACUUCGAUUGUCUUCUUCUUCCUCAUCACUCAAAGAGGAGAUAACUAUUUGCCCGAAGACUAGAACCCAUUCAACGAAAUCUGAUUCAUCUAUUUUGCGGUCUAUGAGCGUAACCGAAGACCAAAUGAAAAGCCAAUCACACCCUAAGUUAUUGGAUUCAAAGAGCGCUUACACUCCAACUUUGAGCAAACCUAUGGCUCAGAGCACUCCUGAAUCAUCUCAGACCGAAUCCGAAGACAUUUCGCCGCAAACUUAUCGAAAGCGAAAGCCUUUGAGUAUAACUAAAGACGCGUUACCGAAGUUUUCGUUCAGUGUUGACGACACGUCUACUCUAUACGAGAGCCCCAACUCGUCGCCGCACAUCUCUAUCAAAGAGUUGCCGCCACUCGACGAGAGCUUUACCUCUUCUGAUGAGAAGAGCUCUUCGCCGCGAAGGCUAUCGGAUGGACCGUACGGUUCGGGACUUCCGGUUUCGGCUAAGAUUUCGAUUCCUUCGGUUUCGCCAAUGAGACAACCGAUGCGCUCCAGAGCUGUCAUAAAGUCUGCCUCUGCUUCUGGUUUGUCACUAAUCAUCUCAUCGGACGAUUCGUCGGUCGCACGCAUUGGUUCACUGGCGGCCACUUCUUCCGGAGGUUCGACGACCAGCUCUCGUGACACAUCGCCCAAUCGCGAGAUGAAUUCACUGCCGUCUCAACUCAAACCUCCAAUUAUAUUACGGAAAGGGCCGCGAGGUUUCGGAUUCACCCUUAAAGCCAUUCGUGUCUAUUAUGGGGAAUCAGACUAUUAUAUUGUCAAUCAUUUGGUUUUGGCGGUUGAGAGCAAUAGUCCCGCAUUUGAAGCCGGUUUAAGACCCGGAGAUCUGAUAACACAUAUAAAUGGAGAAUCGAUUACUGGAUUACUUCAUCCGCAAGUUCUACAACUCGUGCUUUCGGGCGGCGAUAAAGUGAAUAUAAGGACGACACCGCUCGAGAAUACGUCCAUCAAAAGCGGUGGCCGUAAACGGAAUCCUCACACCAGCAAAAUGGCCCGAAGGCCUAUCAAUAGUAAUAAUAAACACCACAAAAAUGUCAAAUCAAGUCACGUUAAGCGAAGCGAUUCCGACAAAAGGCGCAGAUCUUCGCUCUUUCGACGACUCAGUUCGAAGAGAGCGAGCGUUGAAAUGAAUCAAUUGGUAAUCAAUACGAGCGGUACGACUCAAUUGCCUCCAAUCACACCACCGCCGAUCUCUGCGCAACAAAUAACUCCCAGUCGUAGCUAUCAAUCGCUUCACCGGACGCUCGCAAACGUAUCGCUCGAUAAUGUGAUAAUAAGCAGCGGAAGCACCACUUCGUCGGUGACUCCGCCCUCAUAUAGACUGCCGACGUGUUCGCAGUCGGACUCAUCCAAUACGACGGGUAACUCAUCGGUGGACAGCUCUCCCACCAGUUCUGCCCCUAACUCUCCCGCGAGCACUACCCGUCCCUCUAGUCUUCACGGCCUCAAACAUAAACUCAUCCAAACGUUUCGGUCGCCGCGACGCAAGUCUUGCGGACACAUUCCUCUCUCACCUCUGGCCCGAACGCAAGGCGUGUCGCCGACUGUGAACACACUUCAGACCACAUCUCCCACUUCGCGCUCUCCUUCGCCGCUCGCAUUCCCAGUUCACCAUCAAAUCGGAAGCUCACAAACCACGCAAACCUUUGUACUCCAAAAGAACUCUUCUGGCGUUAAAUUGGCGACAAAUAAUCUCUUGACUCCGAUCGACAUCCGGACCAACACUAGUGACGCUUCACUCAGGAGUACUUCUCCCGAAACGAUGUCUUCGAGCAAAUUAUCCGAUAAUAACAGUUCGUAUGCAUUGAAGAAAAGAGAAUCGUUAACCAGUUCUCCGUUGGCUCUGUCGUCGUGUCCGCCGUCAGCUUCCGUAUCGAAGUUAGCGCUCGAGUCGACCAAAAAACAUAGCAAUAGUUCGCCGAAGAGCUCAAAGAAGAUGGAAAAAUGUUGUGAUCCGUUAAUCGGUUGUAAUAAGACAUCAAAGAUUAGCUCAAGUGAUAUAAAACAAAACGAAUUGAUUUCGAGCUCUUCUUCUGAAUCAUCUGUGAUUCAAAUGUCGAGCAAAACGAGUGGACCUUCUCUUGACUCGAAUCGAUUGACUUCAUUAUCAACUGAGACAGCAAUCGAUAGACGAUCUGUGAAACACAGUUCCAGUUCGAGCACAAGUAGUACCACAAGCAGUAGUUGCAGUUCAGUGGUGAGUAAGUCAACGAAGACCACAUCCACUGCUUCUUCGAGUACCAAAUUUCUCUCUAAGCAAACCACUUAUGAGAAGAAAAAGUCUUCGAGUCGUUCCACAUCUACUUCUAAGUCAACAAACAGUUCGACAAAAAGCAAUUCAAACAAAUGAUAUUUAAUUGCAAUUCGCGACCAUUUAUUGUCACAAUUUAUUAAUUAUUCGAGUAAUUAAUAGACACUUAAAUCCAUCCCUUCUUCUAAUGUAAAUACAGACAAAUUGUGAGACUAUUAUCUCAUAAUCGCAUUGUUUUCAAUACUAAAUAUAUCUAUACAUUAAUAUCCGGUGAAGAAAAUUGAUGUUCAAUACAAAUAGCCAUCGAAUCCCACUUUAUGUUUGCGAUAUUGAUAUCGUUUUUACCAGUUUUGCAUCCA